Symbiodinium sp. CCMP2456 is the source of this 1633-nucleotide messenger RNA. The record is from the annotation of a GenBank genome assembly. NCBI's taxonomy places the organism in Eukaryota, Dinophyceae, Suessiales, Symbiodiniaceae.
AUGGAGGCUCAAGAUAUGGGCGGCGCCGUCCAGGCGCAUGAUAUCGGCCCCGUCAUGCCGGCACAGUCGUGUUACGACCCGAAGGCGCACAAGAUGGCCACCGACUACGUAGAUGGGGACUGGAAGACCUUUUGGGACUUUCUGCCAGACAAGGACGAGCCGUUCCUUUUCUCCACAGAUGGCAGACGUCCACUGAGUUUCAAAGAGCUCAAGGCGUUCAUCGUUGAUGAAAGAAACGACAUCCCAGGGAUGGGUCGCGAGGACCGGCUUUGUCUAGUUUUCCCGACGGGACCAGAGCUUGCAGUGGCCUACUUGGCCUUCGCAGUUCGCUGCACCGUCGCGCCGUUGAACCUGUAUCUGCGGGCGGAUGAGUUCGACUUCGAGUACGACGACUUGCCCUGUAAGGGCCUGGUGGUCCAGAAAGCAGAUGGCCUGGAUGCCGAAGACAAAGCGGCAACUACCAUAGCAGUGGCGCAGGCCAGAAAAAAGAAGAUUCAAAUAAUUCUUCAACUGAUCCCAUCGCCAGAGGUGGCAGGGCUCUUUACGAUCGAAAAGCAUGCAGCAGGGAAGCCCUUGACGGGUGAAAAGUUAGGUCCUCCACUCGAGACAGUGAAGCGAGAACAUGUUUGCCUGGUGUUGCACACUUCCGGCACGACGAAGAAGCCGAAGAUCGUGCCAAUCACGCACGAAAGCAUGGCAACUGGUGGUAUGUGCCAUGCAGCCGCCAAUCUACUUGGCCCUGAUGAUGUCUUCAUCAACACUAUGCCAAUGUUCCACAUCGCUGGCUUGAUGGAGAAUCUUCUCAUGUCUGCGUACAGUGGCGCAAAGUUUAUUGCACUGCCUGGGCAGUAUCAGGCCCACAGCUUUUUCGCGGCAAUGUCCAAAGAGCCCUUGCCCACCUCGUACUCGGCGGUGCCUGCCCACCACAUGUCUUUGAUGACGCUGGCCAAGGAAGCAAAGAACUUCGAGAGCCCGCUGCGCGUCAUCCGCAAUGACUCGGCCGCGCUUCUGCCUAGCCUUGCCGAGCAGAUGGAAGAGUUUUUCAAGGCGACAGUUUUGCCGGCCUAUUCCAUGACCGAGGCUAACCCUCUCUGCUCCAAUCCGCGGUUUGGUGUCAGGAAGCUGAAAUCCGUCGGACCGGCCGUUGGGCCCGAAGUGGCGGUCAUGGAAGGCUGGCCGGGAAACAAGCGCAUGGGUCCUGGAGAGGAGGGGGAGGUCUGCGUGAGGGGUCUCUGUGUCAUGAAGGGCUACGAGAUGAGGCCGCACAUGGACAAGGAUCCGAACGAAGAAGCCUUCACCGAUGGCUACAUGAGGAGCGGGGACAAGGGCUGGAUGGACGAGGACGGAUACCUCUACUUGAUCGGCCGCUUCAAGGAGCUCAUAAACCGAGCGGGUGAGAAGAUCUCCCCGUUCGAAGUGGAGGAUGCGGUCAGAAGGCACGCCGACGUGAGUGACGUUCUCUGCUUCUCUUGCCCCCAUAGCAUGCUCGGAGAAUCCGUCGGUGUCGUGGUGAUUCCCAAGGAGGGCAAGUCCCUGAAGCUCUUCGAUCUCCGCCAGUGGCUCAUGAAGGACAAGGUACUUCAGGACAAGUGGUGUCCCGAGGUGCUGGUGACGAUGAAAGAGCUUCCCAAAG